AUGUGGCCUCAAAUGUACUCUCGACAAGCACACCUAUCAUGGUUACCUGCUUUUGCUAAUCAAUCACCUCCUCCACAUGCUGUUGAAGCUACACCUGGUAUCUAUGUAAUUCGUGGUAGAACUGGUGAUGAUGUUAUCCCUGGAAAAUGGCCAGUAGAUUUAGGCAAAGGUUAUAUAUCAUUUGGUGGGAAGGAAGUUGAAUUACAAAAUUUUGAAGUAUUGUGUAAUACAAAUUUAAGAACCAGUCAAAAUUUAUAUUGUUGGUAUCCAAGUUCUGCUGGUAAUGUACCAGAUAAGGCAUUACAAGCUGGUGAAACAUCUUCACACGAAUCUUUAUUCAUAGCACGUGGUAUAGUGAAUGGUGAAGUAUGCGUAGGCAAAGUUCAUCCAUCACACGGUUGUGCUUAUUUUCCAUGGGGAGGUGAUGAACAUGCAGUACAAAAUUAUGAAGUUUUAUGUUUUGUUGAUUAA
Molecule: messenger RNA, 471 nt
Organism: Trichobilharzia regenti
Lineage: Eukaryota; Metazoa; Platyhelminthes; Trematoda; Strigeidida; Schistosomatidae
Source: the annotation of a GenBank genome assembly